Molecule: messenger RNA, 1158 nt
Organism: Penicillium oxalicum
Lineage: Eukaryota; Fungi; Ascomycota; Eurotiomycetes; Eurotiales; Aspergillaceae
Product: NAD-dependent epimerase/dehydratase family protein
Exons: 3
Coding region: 1-1158 (385 amino acids)
Source: RefSeq, a predicted model, not a curated record
AUGGCCGACUCCAAGAAACCCGCCGUCUUGAUUGUCGGUGGCCUCGGCUUUAUCGGUCGUCACCUUGCGCUUCACAUUCAUGAACACAACCUCGCCUCCGAGGUCCGUAUAGUGGACAAGGUCUUGCCACAAUUGGCCUGGCUGGCUCCGGAAUUCGAGGAAGCAUGCUCCAAGGACAAGUUUGUUCAGGCGGACGCCAGUCGAGAGCAACACCUGCCUCGCAUCUUUGACCGAGCCAAUGGCGAAAAGUUUGACUAUGUCUUCAACUGCGGGGGGGAGACCCGCCACUCCCAACCCGACGACGUCUACGAAGCCCGCAGCUGCAAGCUCAGUGUGUCUCUUGGUCAUGAAUGCGCCAAGCGUGGAAUCGCAGCCUUUGUCGAAUGUUCGACCGCCCACGUCUACAAAAGCGGAUCAUCGCCGCGGAAGGAAGCCGACAAGAUGCAGCCAUGGCACAAGCUGGCCAAAUGGAAGCUCAAAGCCGGUGACGAGCUACUGAAGAUUCCCGGAUUACAAUACUGUGCGCUUCGGCUGCCGCACGUCUACGGCGCAUACAACACCGGAUAUUUCGCCAUGGCCAUCUGUCUGGCCCGGGUGCACAAGGAGAUGGACCAGGAUCUCCAAUUCCUGUUUACCAAGGAUGUCAAGGUGAACACCCUGCACGUCAAGGACGCCGCCAGUGCCUUGUGGGCGGCAGCCGAGUGGCGCGCCAAACAGGGCCAGUUCGACCGCAGUGGAGGGUCGAUCCCGGCACUCUUCAAGGACCCGGAUAUGCCGAUCUGUUUCAAUGUGGUCGAUCACAACGAUACCUCUCAGAAGCACAUCGCCGACGCCAUGGCCGAGGUCUUUAAUCUCAAGGUCUCUUUCCUUGGUUCCCUGGCAUCGCAAUUGGCCAAGUUGAACCUGGAUGAUGUUGUGGAUGACAUGAACGAGGUCAGCCUUCAAGAAUGGGCUGAUUUGGUGGCGAAGAGCAACAUUGAACGACCGGGACCGAUCGGUCCAUUCUUGGAACUCGAUGUGCUCAAGGAUCAAGAUAUGUCCAUUGACGGCUCAUUAUUCGAGACGACCGCCAACUGGAAGCCCAAGUAUGAGAGCUUUGGCCCCGAAAGCGUUCGCGAGAUGGUCGAGAGUUACAAGCGCAUGGGCUGGUGGCCAUGA